GCAUGUCUUCCAAGCCAGAGCAGAAGGAGACCCACCAGGCCAAUGGGGCUGUGCUACCCAUUGUGCCCGUGGACUGUCUCACCAGUCCGGACCGGGGGCAGCUGGUGGAGCCCUCGGAUUUCCUGGGACCCGAUAGUGAUGGGGUAGAAGUGGUGGUGUUGGAGUCCCGUGCCAAUGCUAAAGGAGUGCGAGAAGAAGAUGCCUUGCUGGAAAAUGGUAGCCAGAGCAAUGAAAGUGAUGAUACCAGCACAGACCGAGGUCCUGAGGCAGCCUUGCCCCUCAAGGAGACCUCCUUUUCCAUCGGGCUGCAAGUCCUCUUUCCGUUCCUCCUGGCAGGCUUUGGGACAGUUGCUGCUGGAAUGGUGCUUGACAUUGUGCAGCACUGGGAUGUCUUCAAAUACGUGACUGAGGUAUUUAUCUUAGUACCUGCAUUACUGGGCCUGAAGGGGAACCUAGAGAUGACUCUGGCAUCUCGCCUGUCGACAGCUGCUAAUAUUGGCCAAAUGGAUACUCCCAAAGAGCUCUGGAAGAUGAUAACGGGGAACAUGGCUCUGAUACAGGUUCAAGCUACUGUGGUUGGCUUCCUGGCCUCGAUUGCAGCGGUGAUAUUUGGAUGGAUCCCAGAUGGGCACUUCAGCAUUGACCAUGCUGUCCUGCUUUGUGCCAGCAGUGUGGCUACUGCUUUCAUUGCUUCCCUUGUUCUGGGCAUGAUUAUGAUUGGGGUCAUCAUCGGAUCCAGGAAGAUGGGGAUCAAUCCUGAUAACGUCGCCACACCAAUUGCUGCCAGCCUGGGUGAUCUCAUCACCCUGGCUCUGCUUUCAGGAAUCAGCUGGGGCUUGUACAAAGAGCUGGAGAGCAAAGCCUAUGUGAAUCCUUUGGUAUGCGCCUUCUUCAUAGCUCUGCUGCCCAUCUGGAUCAUCAUUGCCAAGAAGAAUGCAGCAACUCGGGAGGUGCUGUACUCUGGCUGGGAGCCAGUCAUUAUUGCAAUGGCUAUUAGCAGUGUUGGGGGUUUAAUUUUGGACAGAACGGUCUCAGAUCCAAACUUUGCUGGGAUGGCUGUCUUCACACCAGUUAUUAAUGGUGUGGGUGGCAACCUGGUGGCAGUGCAGGCUAGUCGCAUCUCCACUUACCUGCACAUGAGCGGGAUGCCCGGAGAGAGCUCCGAAACAGCCCCUCGCAAGUGUCCCAGCCCUUGCAGCACUUUCUUCAGCUCAGAUGUGAAUUCUCGUUCUGCUCGUGUGCUCUUUCUUCUGGUGGUGCCUGGACACUUGGUUUUCCUUUACACCAUCAGCUCCAUGCAAGGUGGACACACUACGCUCACCCUGAUUUUCAUAGUCUUCUACAUGACAGCUGCGCUUCUCCAGGUUCUCAUUCUUCUGUACAUUGCUGACUGGAUGGUGCACUGGAUGUGGGGCAGGGACCUCGAUCCUGACAACUUCUCCAUCCCAUACUUGACAGCGCUGGGGGACCUGAUUGGAACAGGUCUCCUCGCUCUCAGCUUUCACAUCCUCUGGCUCAUUGGUGACCGGGACUCCGAUGUGGGAGACUAGCUCUCCCUGCCCACCCCCGUUCCCACAGCUCUCCUCCUCCUCUCAUUUUGUUGUUGUUGUUUCUUUUCCUCCACCCUUGCUCUCCUUUGCUUCAUUCCCUCCACCCUGUCUCUCUUGAGACUUCAUCUUUGAUACUGGAUUCUCAUUAUUUUCAAUGGGAAUUUUAUGUGGUUUAUAUUUCAAGCCAAGUUUGUACAGAAAAUAAAUCUAGUUUUAGGAAGGACAAAAAAAAGUGUAACGAGACAAUCACCAAGUGCAAUUUUGUAGUAGUAAUGUCUGAACCAAGGUUACAGUGAAGAUACUGGUCAGUUGGAUCCCGCAGGGAGCCCACCCUGUCCCAGUCACUAGAGGUGAAGGGCUGCUUUUUUCGCUUCAUAAGCGUUUUAAAUACUGGAGGUGAGGUUCAGAUUUAUUUUACUGAACAGGCACCUCCUAGCAAAGUACAACCUCAUGGAUGAGGGCAUGGGGUACCUACUGUCUUCUCUGCCCUGUCGCCCUCCUCCUUCGUGUCCGCUCUCUGAAUCCCCCUCCUGUGCCUAGCAUCCAAAGCACGCGAGUCUCUGUUAGAGGGAUUAGCAAAGAUGGCAAGGAAGGAUCCUCUGCCGAAACACUCGUUCCUAUGUGCCCGCAAGGAAAGUGAGUGAUCUCGGGUUUGAGGACUGCAGAGCCCUGAAAUCUGGCUUUGAGCAGGCUGGUCUCUGCUGGCAGAUUUGGGGCCCCUUUUGCCAGCCUUUUGCAGCAUCUCAAACUGCGGACUACUUGUUCUGCCUCUCAUCCUGAACUGAGUUCAGCGACUGCUGUGUGCAAAGGGAUAUGCUCUGUGCUUUGAAGAGGCUGUGAGCUCUCCCCAUCUGUCCUCCUCCCCUUGGGCCUGACAGAGCUCUGCUGGAGGAUCUGCUGGAGCCGUCGUGGAUGCUGAGUGCAAGCCUCUGCUUCAUGCUGCUAUGAGCACAACACUAUUUUCAUGGCAGCCUGCUCAGUUCAGUUGUCUUUUUCUUUCCUGGAGGUGCGGAUGGAAAAAUAGAUCCUAUUUUGUGCAUUAAGAUUUUCUUUUAGUUGGUGAGUGCUGCUGAGGGGCCCGCUGCAGCUGGGAAGAAACCACCCAAUACCUCUCUCGGUUGAGGCUGAGGCAUUUCAAACUUGGGAGCGUUGGGCUCUUGGUGUCCCUUAGGAAAGGACAUCUGUGUUCAGCCACUGGAUUUCUCUGUAUGUGUAGGCACCAGCUGGAAAACAGGUCAGCGGGUGCAGUCUGACUUCUGAAACCCUGGUUCUUAGUGCAGCUCUGUACCAGGCUCUAGCAAAAGAACCCGCUUGCCCUUGAGCAGGCGUGUAAAAUCUGGCAUCAGGGUUACAGCCCAGUGUGCAAGUGCUGGCCGAGCACUGCGAGUGCAGGGUUCCCUCCCUGCUCCCUUUCUUUCCUCUCUGCUUUUUGUGCUGUUCAGCUCUGUGAUGGCUGAGAUCCCUCCUCUUCCAUGGUUAGUGCACGUUGGACGGGCUCUCACGCAGUCUGCUGCAGCGUAAUGAGAGAAAACCUGUUCUGGCUGUGUGACUGAGGCAUUUGUAAAUGAUCUUCCUGAACGCUGUUGACGCUCAACGCUCUUUAGUUUUCCCAUUUGGAUAUAAAUCAAUUCAGUAAACUGAGUGCAGUUUGAUGUAAGGAGGUCUUAUUGACUUGGAAACUUCACCCAGUUACACCAAGUUUAAAUGAUGUGCUCAAGCAGACAGUGCUAUUAAACAGGCUCUAAUGCAUGGAUAUAAAUUCAAUGCAUAAGCGUGCACAGGGUGAAAGCUCUUAACAACUGUCAAGGAUGGGAAAAAUACAGUAUAUGCCAUGGAGCCUGAUUUCAGUGCUGCAGUGCGCAAAGCUUGGGGAGCUGCCAGUAUCUUCCCAAACGCCGCAGGAAUGCCUACAGUAUUCAGCAUAGUAGCACCUCGCAUCCUGGUCCUGAAAUGACAGCAGAGCUCUCAUUUUAGUUAGCAGUGCAGAACCGGAGUGCUGCAGUUCUGCCCCUGGUCUGGACUCUGCCUGUCCUACCUAUUUGCAGCUCCAGAACAUGACCUGAAAGCUGCUGGAUUUGUGGUUUUCUGCUUUUCCUCUUGCUUUGUGUUCCUCACAGCAGAACACGACCAUCUUUGAUUGGCCCAAUUUCCUCCUUUAGUUAACUUCUGUAUUUCUCAUACAAACCAAUGCUUGUCGUCUCCUUUCGGCUUUCUGUCCCAGCCAGGCUGGGCAUCUCUGCUCAGCUAGAAGAUGUGGUGCUGGGAAUGCUGAUCUUCAUCUGAAGUAAAGGCCAGGUUGGAAGAUCUGUUUGUUACUCUGGACAAUGUCAGAACUAGCUGAGCUCCACAAAACCCUGCCUAAGGGUUUUGCUUUAAGGUAAGGAGCAAUUCAUUAAGAACAGUUCCUGCGUCCGUUGUCCGUCCCCCUCCCCCUGAGAAGAGCUGAAAGCACCUCUUAUGGUCUGAGUAAAGACUAAAGUUAGUCUGGGAUCAAGCAUUGUCCCAACCCAGAGAUCUGGUUGCAGAGCUAGUCCUUACUCUGGAGACCAGUGUAUUGGAAAGGAAGGUCAGGAUUGGUGAGUGGGAAACCAGUUCUGGAAAGCCACGGGAGCAGAUGUAUCCAAGCCAAACAGCAAUCAGGUUCUUGGCUGCCCAGGACUUCUCUGAAGUUGUAGAAGAAUCUUUUCCUGCAUCAGUGGGUGCAUACUGAGUUCUCCUCCUCCUGCCUGAGCUGUUCGCCGUGUGCAGGAGGCAGAGAUGGGGUCCUUGCCCUGUCAGGCUGCUCGCUCUCAGACCCUCAGAAGAGCGGGUGAUAGAUUUUUGAGAUGGCUUUCCCCUUUCUGCCUUGCUAACGUAAUGUCAGGCUUGCUUUCCCCUUCCCUUCUUUGCACUGUUCCUCUGUGGCAGUAGCUCUGAACCUGGUACUCUUCACCCUAGUGACGCGACUUCUCACAGAUCUUGUUUGGCCAAAGCUCAGUUCAAAAAAAAAAAAAAAAACACCACACCAAAACCCCACAAACCAACCCUCAGAGCCUGCUGUACUGAAGUCUCAGCCCGGGGACUUCUGGAGAAUUAUCUGCUGCUCACCUCAUUUCUCUGCCUAAUGUUGAGGAAUAGAUAAGAGACUUCCUUCCAUUAACACUUAAGCUUUAUAUAUAGAGAUAUAUAUACACGAGAAACUCUCCUGGUCUUUUAGGUGUCACAUCACUAUUUAGUUCCCCAAGAAAAGAUUCCCCAGAGGAAGAGUCUUCCAUUUGUGGCCUCCUGUAAAAUGAAGAGACCGGAGGUGACCGAGAGCUGUCACGCUGGGGUGGUGGUGUCUGUACGUUUAUCUGAGGUCUAAGGUGCGUGUGGGGAACAGGUCAGGGAAGAAUCUAAUUAUUAAAUUGAAGAAUAUCGAUGGUCAAAAACUUUUCCCACCAGUUGCACUCAAAUGCAUGCCUACUAUACAGCUGACUGCAAAUGAAAAAUACUGGUUUACUCUUUUUAUUAAAGGAAAAAGACUGUCUUAAUUAUUUAUAGUUCCUAUAACUGGAUUGACAGAUGUCAACUGAUAAAUUAUAUUUGGUUAAAUAAAGAUGACAUUUAUUUA
Messenger RNA from Grus americana (Whooping crane), 5142 nucleotides. It is a transcript of the gene SLC41A1, whose product is annotated as solute carrier family 41 member 1. Gene Ontology annotation, molecular function: monoatomic cation transmembrane transporter activity. The record is from RefSeq and is a predicted model, not a curated record. Gene Ontology annotation, cellular component: plasma membrane. Gene Ontology annotation, biological process: monoatomic cation transport. The transcript is spliced from 10 exons. The coding region runs from base 3 to 1550 and encodes 515 amino acids. NCBI's taxonomy places the organism in Eukaryota, Metazoa, Chordata, Aves, Gruiformes, Gruidae.